Messenger RNA from Sander lucioperca (pikeperch), 1301 nucleotides. RefSeq names its product neuropeptide FF receptor 2a (gene npffr2a). Gene Ontology annotation, cellular component: membrane. Gene Ontology annotation, biological process: regulation of adenylate cyclase activity; regulation of cAMP-dependent protein kinase activity; G protein-coupled receptor signaling pathway. The transcript is spliced from 3 exons. The coding region runs from base 1 to 1281 and encodes 426 amino acids. Gene Ontology annotation, molecular function: peptide binding; neuropeptide receptor activity; opioid receptor binding. The record is from RefSeq and is a predicted model, not a curated record. NCBI's taxonomy places the organism in Eukaryota, Metazoa, Chordata, Actinopteri, Perciformes, Percidae.
AUGAACGAAGGACUUGAGAACAACUUGACUCAACUGCAUGACAACUGGACAUUUUACAACUCCUCCGUGGAGUAUGUCAUACCCAGGAGCAACAUCACCUAUGUUGGAUUUUACCUGCAUCAGCCAUCCACAGCAGCCAUCUUCAUUGUGUCCUACCUGCUGAUCUUCCUCGUGUGCAUGGUGGGAAAUGGAGUGGUGUGUUUCAUUGUGAUGAGGAGCAAAAACAUGCGGACUGUCACCAACUUGUUCAUCUUAAACCUUGCUGUGAGUGACCUCCUGGUUGGGAUUUUCUGCAUGCCCACAACACUUCUUGACAACAUAAUUACAGGAUGGCCUUUUGGAAGCCUGGUCUGCAAAAUGAGCGGCAUGGUUCAAGGGAUCUCCGUGUCAGCAUCUGUCUUCACUCUGGUUGCUAUUGCUGUUGACAGAUUCAGAUGCAUUGUCUACCCAUUCAAGCAAAAGUUGACCAUAUCCACAGCCUCCUUGAUAAUAGUCAUUAUCUGGGUUCUGGCCAUAUCCAUUAUGUGUCCCUCUGGGGUGAUGCUCCAAGUGACCAAGGAGCAAACCAUUCGGGUGUUACUGGGCUAUGACAACAAAACAAGCCCGUUUUAUUGGUGCAGAGAGAAUUGGCCAAACCAGGAGAUGAGGAAGAUUUACACCACUGUCCUGUUUGCAAAUAUCUAUCUUGCUCCUCUUUCCCUCAUCGUGAUCAUGUACGGCCGGAUUGGCAUUACACUUUUCAAAACAGCGGUUCCAACGGGAGGAAAGCCAGGCAAAGACAACCGCCACACUGUGUCAAAGAAAAAGCAAAGGGUGAUUAAAAUGCUUCUAUUAGUUGCUUUGCUUUUCAUCCUUUCCUGGCUACCUCUGUGGACCCUCAUGAUGUUGAGCGACUAUGCCAGCCUGACUGAGCAGCAGUACAGAAUCAUCAACAUUUACAUUUACCCCUUUGCCCACUGGCUAGCCUUCUUCAACAGCAGCGUCAACCCUAUCAUUUACGGUUUCUUCAAUGAGAAUUUCCGCAGAGGAUUUCAAGCUGUGUUCAAGUUUAGCCUGUGUACGGCGGAUGGACAGCGGAGAAAAACCUACUCGCACAGGCUGCAGGGAAACUCUGUGCUCCCAGCUAAUAAUGCACAAACGUCCCUGGAGCCCAUUUCUCUUAACAGCCUAGAUAAGAACCCUUCCAGGCGACUCAACCACGUUACUGAACAGGACCUGGUCAUGGAGGACAUGGAGAAGGCAUCUUGCAGCAGUGGGGGUGUGACUGCAGUGUCUAUUUGAGGAGACACAUGGAUAAUUUU